AAACAAAAUUAAUUAGCAGUCUAAUCAAUGGAAGUGAAAGGCGAAUAUAUAAGCUUGCGAUCAGGCGAAUAUAUAAGCUUGCGAUCAGCACGUGGAUUCAGAUUCUUGGUUGCUUUUGAGAUGACAAAAUACGGCUGUUUUUUUAUAUACAUAUAGUGUACCUAUAUCUUAACAAUCUUAACAAAGUAAAAGUUUGUAAAUUUCUUUUGUUUGCAAGAUGUUUACCAUAAUUUUUUCUUUUGGACUUAUAACGACACAGGUUACAGCGAAACUACCUUCCUACCUUCACGCCUGUAGCCACAAGGACACCAACUACAAUCAAUGCAUUGCAAACAGCAUCGAUAGUGUAAAAGAUAAAGUUUGCGCAGGAUUUCCAGAAAUAAACAUUCCACCAGGCGAGCCAUUAACUAUCGACAAAAUAGUUAUUUUUGACGCAAAUAAUAUUAAAUUGUAUCUCAAAGAUGCGAAAAUAUAUGGUUUAUGUGAUUUCGUCGUAAAUUCGGUUAAUGCAGAUUUUGAAAAGCUCCACUUCGAUAUUGAUUUGUCAUUACGACAUAUUUAUACAAAUGUCACGUAUGAUUUUGAUAUACAUCUGUUGGUGCCCAUUGGUCAUAAGGGGCCAGCUGAAGUUACUUCAGAUAACUUGGGAUUGAAAGUUGGCCUGGACUUAAAAGUGUUAACCAGAAACGACAAAAAAUAUAUAUUUGCGUCGAAAGCAACCGCCAAAUGUGACAUCAAAUCAUUCAAAUAUAAAUUCAUUGAGGACAAAAAAGAAUUAGCUGAUUUGCAUAAAAUUCUCGACGAUGUCGUAGCCAAAGAUACAAAGGAAGUUAUUAAAGCUGUUUCAGCAGCAUUUGAAGAGAAACUCUCCAGAUUCGUUAUAUCAAUGUUCAAUGAUAUAGCCUUCUCUCGUUACGAGGAACUAUUUUCGCCAGAGAUAUGAAUUGUUUGAGACUUUGAGAUUUAUUGGGCUACAUUAGGUUACGCAUACAACUUAUUUGCAUAUUUUACUUAAUUGUUUAAUAAUUUUUUAUUAAACAACAAA
Temnothorax curvispinosus is the source of this 1045-nucleotide messenger RNA. RefSeq lists its product as uncharacterized. NCBI's taxonomy places the organism in Eukaryota, Metazoa, Arthropoda, Insecta, Hymenoptera, Formicidae. The record is from RefSeq and is a predicted model, not a curated record. The transcript has 3 exons. The coding region runs from base 218 to 943 and encodes 241 amino acids.